Molecule: messenger RNA, 9046 nt
Organism: Lethenteron reissneri (Far Eastern brook lamprey)
Lineage: Eukaryota; Metazoa; Chordata; Hyperoartia; Petromyzontiformes; Petromyzontidae
Product: zinc finger protein ZFP2-like
Biological process (GO): regulation of immune system process; regulation of cytokine production; negative regulation of transcription by RNA polymerase II
Cellular component (GO): nucleoplasm; nucleus
Molecular function (GO): RNA polymerase II cis-regulatory region sequence-specific DNA binding; DNA-binding transcription repressor activity, RNA polymerase II-specific
Source: RefSeq, a predicted model, not a curated record
UGUGUGCCUAUGUGUGUCUCUCUCUGUGUGUCUAUGUGUGUGUGUCUCUCUCUGUGUGUCAUCUCUCUUUGUGUGUCUAUGUGUCUUUCUCUGUGUGUCUUUGUGUCAUCUCUCUGCUUAUGUGUCUGUCUAUGUGUCUCCGUGUCUUUCUCUCAAAUUGAGCAAUCUUUGGAAGAACGUUAUCAACCAGGCCACGCCCGCUUGAGUUGCUGUACUGCUCUUGUUUUCAGAAGCGACCUGCCCACAACAACAAUAACAACAAGCUUCCUCUGCAGAAUUGGUCUGAUGGAGCAAAGGCACUCGGCGCAGCUCGGUGCGACAAGGCAACAAUGCGACCAGUGUUCAUACAGCACGAAUUGUCCUGAACAUUUGACACAGCACCAGAGAACUCGCCUGGGAGAGAAACCCUUCAAGUGCAGUGUGUGUGGGAAGGCGUUUUCAGAUUCAUCUACUCUUGUAAGACACCAGAGAACACACACGGGAGAGAAACCCUUCAAGUGCAGUGUAUGUGGGAAGGCGUUUGCACUUUCAUCUACUCUUGCAACACACCAGAGAACACACACGGGAGAAAAACCCUUCAAGUGCAGUGUGUGUGGGAAGGCGUUUGCAAAGUCAUCUACUCUUGUAAAACACCAGAGAACACACACGGGAGAGAAACCCUUCAAGUGCAGUGUGUGUGGGAAGGCGUUUGCACAAUUAUAUACUCUUGUAACACACCAGAGAACACACUCGGGAGAGAAACCGUUCAAGUGCAGUGUGUGUGGGAAGGCGUUUGCAAUGUCAUCUGCUCUUGUAGCACACCAGAGAACACACACGGGAGAGAAACCCUUCAAGUGCAGUGUGUGUGGGAAGGCGUUUGCACUUUCAUCUACUCUUGCAACACACAAGAGAACACACACGGGAGAAAAACCCUUCAAAUGCAGUGUGUGUGGGAAGGCAUUUUCACAGUUAUCUGCUCUUGUAGCACACCAGAGAACACACUCGGGAGAGAAACCCUUCAAGUGCAGUGUGUGUGGGAAGGCGUUUGCAAUGUCAUCUGCUCUUGUAGCACACCAGAGAACACACACGGGAGAGAAACCCUUCAAGUGCAGUGUGUGUGGGAAGGCGUUUGCAAAGUCAUCUGCUCUUGUACCACACCAGAGAACACACACGGGAGAGAAACCCUGCAAGUGCAGUGUGUGUGGGAAGGCGUUUUCAGAUUCAUCUACUCUUGUAGCACACCAGAGAACACACACGGGAGAGAAACCCUUCAAGUGCAGUGUAUGUGGGAAGGCGUUUGCUAAGUCAUCUGCUCUUGUAGCACACCAGAGAACACACACGGGAGAGAACCCCUUCAAGUGCAGUGUGUGUGGGAAGGCGUUUGCAAAGUCAUCUACUCUUGUAGAACACCAGAGAACACACACGGGAGAGAAACCCUGCAAGUGCAGUGUGUGUGGGAAGGCGUUUUCAGAUUCAUCUACUCUUGUAAAACACCAGAGAACACACACGGGAGAGAAACCCUUCAAGUGCAGUGUAUGUGGGAAGGCGUUUGCACUUUCAUCUACUCUUGCAACACACCAGAGAACACACACGGGAGAAAAACCCUUCAAGUGCAGUGUGUGUGGGAAGGCGUUUGCACAGUCAUUUGUUCUUGUAGAACACCAGAGAACACACACGGGAGAGAAACCCUUCAAGUGCAGUGUGUGUGGGAAGGCGUUUACAAAGUCAUCUACUCUUGUAAAACACCAGAGAACACACACGGGAGAAAAACCCUUCAAGUGCCGUGUGUGUGAGCAGGCGUUUGCACAAUUAUAUACUCUUGUAACACACCAGAGAACACACACGGGAGAAAAACCCUUCAAGUGCAGUGUGUGUGGGAAGGCGUUUUCAGAUUCAUCUCAUCGUUUAAAACACCAGAGAACACACACGGGAGAGAAACCCUUCAAGUGCAGUGUGUGUGGGAAGGCGUUUGCACUUUCAUCUACUCUUGCAACACACAAGAGAACACACACGGGAGAAAACCCCUUCAAAUGCAGUGUGUGUGGGAAGGCAUUUGCACAGUCAUCUGCUCUUGUAGCACACCAGAGAACACACUCGGGAGAGAAACCCUUCAAGUGCAGUGUGUGUGGGAAGGCGUUUGUAAUGUCAUCUGCUCUUGUAGCACACCAGAGAACACACACGGGAGAGAAACCCUUCAGGUGCACUCCGUGCAGGAAGGCCACGAAUUCUACUGCAAAUUUGACACGGCACCAGAGAACUCACACAGGAGAGAAACCUUUUAAGUGCAGUGUGUGUGGGAAGGCGUUUACACAAUCAUCUUAUCUUGUAAUACACCAGAGAACACACACGGGAGAGAAACCCUACAAGUGCAGUGUGUGUGGGAAGGCGUUUGCACAGUCAUCUUCUCUUGUAGGCCACCAGAGAACACACACGGGAGAGAAAACCUUCAAGUGCAGUGUGUGUGGGCAGGCGUUUGCACAGUCAUCUGGUCUUGUAGAACACCAGAGAACACACACGGGAGAGAAACGCUUCAAGUGCAGCGUGUGUGGGAAGGCAUUUUUAUAUCAAUCUGUUCUUAUAACACACCAGAGAACACACACGGGAGAGAAACCCUUCAAGUGCAGUGUGUGUGGGAAGGCGUUUGGACAGUCACCACAUCUUCAAAGACACCUGAGGACACACACGGGAGAUAAACCCUUCAAGUGCAGUGUGUGUGGGAAGGCGUUUUCAGAUCCAUAUGGUCUUGUAACACACAAGAGAACACACACGGGAGAGAAACCCUUCAGGUGCAGUGUGUGUGGGAAGGCGUUUACAUGUUCAUCAAAUCUUUAUGUACACCAGAGAAAACACAAGCAUCAGAAGAUCCACCAGGAGCAGAGUCUGAAAUCAACUUGUGAAAGUCAAAGUUCCGCAAUGAGCCCAUCCCUCAUGAAACAAGAACCGGAAGAAAAUCCCAGCUUGGACACUUUUAUAGGUAAUGAGGUGAAAUAUGAAGAGGUGAAAUGUGAAGAAGUGAUGAUGAAGAGCGAAGAAGUGAAGGUAAAAUAUGAAGAUGAAGAUUCAACUCCAAAAUCGGACCUUCACAUCGAUGCAGGCAACGUGAAGCAGGAGGAGAAUUUUGACUGUGAGGCAGAGCGAGGAAACUCCCAGCAGUUUGUGGAAGUGGAGGUAUGGGUGGACUUCCUCUGAGACAGUACAAAGUCGAAUGGAGACCCGGUAGAUGUGUAAGCCUGAAACGAUGUCGCUCCAAUAGAUGCACCUUUGUCACAGGCCUUUAAUGACAAUAAUGUGAAGUUAAACACUCGGUUCCUAGGUCAACCUGCAGGGUAAGAGCGGCCAGUCUUUGUGGACCUGUGUGUGGGGUAGAUCUCUAACUAGGAGUUAGAGCCAAUAAGCUCCCAAGCAUUCACUAUGUUAGCAUAAUUGCAUUUAUAUGGUGCUUGCUUAAUCGCCUCUGGCAACUCUGAGUUUUGCAUCGUAUCUCGUCUCAAACACUCGAAGAGCAUCCCAAGUGGCAGCUGCCCCUGUGUGGCACAAGGUGGUGGCCCUGCACCGGCCUGCAUGUGGACAAGAGCCUGUCAAUAUGGGCGAUGGUUGAUGUGGCAUCUCAGUUGUGGAGUUUGUAGGUAAUGUUUAGAAUUUGCUCAAUUUUGAUCCAGACGCCAGCAUGCAAUGGCCGACUCGUUUUGAAUGGUGUAUUAGUAUGUUGUACAUACACUGUUAAGCAGACGGUGCGUAUUUUUUUAAAUUAGCUUCUUAAUGCGAUGUAACCUAAUGCAGUAUAUUUCAGUGCAGUCUUUAAAUUUUGUUAAUAUGCCUGUCACUAAUUUUUAAUGAAUACUUGUCUGAUUGUGUGUGUACAUGUACCAUUUUGUCUAUAAGGGUCAAACAUUGAAUAAGUCAUGUUAGGACACUGUGUGUUUUGGAAGUAACCUGUACAGAUAACUCAGGUGAGACUCAUUGUUCUUGUGAUAUAGGUCAAAGGGUACUUUUGUGUUUUCAGGAAGCAUUCUCCCUCUGGAGCAACUCAUUGUCUUUGAAAUAGGGAGCACACUCGGAUCAUGUAUCAGUUACAAGGCAUACCACUUAAAAGUUACACGUAGAGGAGAUACAUUCUCUACAACUUGAAUUAUAAUUUGGUAUUACGUAUUGACACAAAUUUUGUCUAACUAGGGCUAGAAAUGCUCCUUACUGAUUUACGUCUGGAUGUUUGAAGCUAUCGGUUGAAGCAAGCCCGGCUGCUCUUGAGACACUGUGCACCAAUAAGGGUCCACAGGUGGCUUGCACUGAAUCAUUGACGCACUCCCAGAAGUCUGUGCUUGUUAUAGUUUAUGUAAAACAUUCCUUUGUUUUGUGGAGAGAUCGAUAAAUGAAAGAUGUCGUGUCUGCUGAUCUGCUUCAUAGCAAGGAGGUAAUUUUAAGAGCACAUUUGGAAUGCAUUUUUGGUACUGUUGUAUACUAACCCUUCUUCCAAAAUUGAGAUUAAUAAUAUUUGAUGAUAUUUUUAUAUAUUAUCUUUUUACUUGUUUUUUUUUAAUGAAUGAAACACACCAAAAGCGCAGCAAACUGCAAAACACCAGGUGUUGUUAAGUAAUGAACUGGAGGAGGGCUAGGAUGGCAGAAUUUGCAACCUUGCUUCAAGGAAAGAUAAGGCCUGAUGAACGGGCACAUGUCACCCGUGCAGGCGGCAGAGACAGUGGGAGUGUCAGCCAGACAUAGUUAAGGCAAAAAGCCCAACCAUCCUGCAUGGUUUUAAAGUAACGUCAAAAUUCGAAAUUCAACAACAGAGUAGGCUAAAGUAUCGAUCCUCGCGCUCGCUCAAAUUGGAGACCAGGCUGCGAGCUACAUCAAUGAACCAUUGCCCAUUUGCUAAUCCAAUACUGAAUGUUAAUAUUACUGAAGUCAAAACGAAUUCUAUGACCUCAGCACAUGGGCAAAUAAUAGGGCAGUGUCGACUCAAAGGCAAUGGAAGAAAGCAGAGGCGCCUUUGUCUAAAUCACAACCACAGAAAGCCAGGAAUCAUCACUGAUUGUGUGUUUAGGGAUUCCGAGCUAGUUGGAACACGUGCACAGGGGAGGGAGCUGAUUUAAACAACCCUGCACGUCUGAACGUGAGGGGGCCUUUGACCUGAAAUUAAGAAUAACACUCCCAGAGCAGAAGGUUGGAUGGCCACAGUGGGACGAGAAUAAGAGUGGUGUAUAUCUCUCAAGGAGGCAGACCCAGCUGAACAACAAGGCUGCGGGGGUCACCAGAAGUUCGCGUUCGCCUAGUUAAGACAAAAAGCUCAAUUAUUCUGUAUUGCUAUUAAAGUAACGUUAAAGUCGGAAUUUAACAACAGGGUAGGCUAAAGUUAUUGAUAUUCACACCCACUCCAAUUAAACCAGGCCACAAGUUACGCCUACUGAACCAUCACCACCAUUAAGUCAAUAUGAAAUGUUAUUUCCAUACUUUAAUACUUUCUAUACAACUCGACCCGAAGCAUAUGACAAUCAGAACCUUCCUAAGUUAAAAUUGAAUCGCACCCAGACAGGAGCGAAUAGUCGAUAUAAGGUUGAAGAGGGAAGGAAAUUAAGAGCACGGCGAACUGCAAACGUAAGCAAAAAGCCGGGAACGACCAGCCCAGCAACAGCGAGUCGGGCUUCGACAGACCAUAAAAGUAGAAUAAUAACUCCCGGGGUCAGGGGACACAAGAAGAAGCAGGCAGACAAAAACCAGAACUGACUCCAAGGUUCAACCGCCCUCACCUACAAGGAGUGACGGAAAUUAAUGAGGCCUUGAGUUAACGGCGUCAGCUGGACAGCAACAACCACGGCGAGCAGAGAUAGGGUGGGGCAAAGACUGCGGGGCUAUGGAAUGCAACUUCGUGUCAGUAAAGCCCUGACAAACAAGUUAAGUUAAAGACAUCACAAUACAUAAUAUCGUACAUAACAUCAAUGUUAACGCUAUUCACCGUAAACUAUAUUCCGCUUAUAUAACCAUGCAGACACCAAGGAAUACGAAUUCCUAGGAUCAAGAAACUUACCCCUUAACCUAAGAUAUCGGAAAUAAAUUAAUAGUAAUAAGCAUAUGCAUGAAAAGACAAAAGUAAAACUUAUGGAAAAGCCAGGAUAACGGGAUGAAUCACCACCAGGUCGAAUAUAAAUACAUAAUAAAAAAAACGAUGUUAAACCCAGGGUCGGAGAGAAAGGGAGAUCCCGGCCGUCUUUGUAUCCCCGCAGCGCGGGAUAGGAGUGUGUAUACGCUCGGGGAAACACCUCCACUUGAGUCAAGCACCACGAUGGGAAACGACAGACCUUAGGUUACAUACAGAAUCAUAACUGUGAAAUAGUAAGGGACAAAUGUUAACUUAAAACUUCUUAACCAUUUCUUUGUGCGCCGGGUCGGAGAGAGUGUUGCCCCUCCCUCCAGGUUGUGCAACACGAACAAAGACGCCUAUGAGACGAUUUGUAACGUCUGUGUUUUGGGUUCAUGAAGAAGGCCAGACAAGAGAUAAUAUUGCACCCAGACAGAGAGACGACUUCGAGGCAAUUUGUAACAUCUGAUUGUUUGCUCGUGGGUUUUAUGGAGGGAGGGUGACAACGGAAUAUACCGUGAGUGAUGCACACAAGGACAUACGGACGUACGGACACACACAUGGACACACCUGCCUACGGACAGAUCCUGACACAGCAAAAAUCGAAAGAAGCCCCGCCUUGUGGGCGGGAUCCAGGGGGAUUUUUCGGCAUAAAGGAAAGGAUCCUGAGCAUUGGAAACCAGUGCGACCAGCGGGUCGGCUCACGUGGGGAGUGCGACCAGCGGGUCGACUCAGGAGUGCGACCAGCGGGUCGACUCAGGAGCGAGCCCGACCGGGAGGGUCGGCUCAGGAGCGAGUGCGACCAGCGGGUCGGCUCGACUCAUCUUCAGCUCGUCUGGGACUUUGCCGAGUUCGAUCGGCUUACCAAAGCCGGCUCUCGGGGCGACUCAAGCGGCUCCCCAUCUCCUCUGCAGGCGGGCAAGACCCGCUUGACAGCUCAACUCGGCCUGCGUGGGUCAACCUCUGCCGAGUCGGAGGUCUCUGCUGCCGCCGGAGUGGUGAGGGUCGCGGUUUGGCGACGAGGCUCCGUGCACACCCUGGUCGACGACCCAACACUGCACGCUGCGAGCGAGUUGUGGGCGCCACCUACCGACCGAGUUCCGAACUGCGACAGCGUAUCAACGGGCAUCCGAACCAGUUCAUCACGGUGACAGGGGAGCGACUGAUACGUAUGACGCGCACCGCCCCCUCACCACACGACCACCAGGCGUCUGUUUGACAUAAAGAAUCGACUCCGAACACCGACUAUUCAAGACAACUCUUACCACUCAAACACACUCGAACCCAUAAGCCAUCCGUGGCUGGGAAGGCAUCACAACGAGACCGAGUGAUGGCCAUCCGUCGUUUAUAAAAGUAUUCGUAAUUUUUAUCUUUAAUAUUUAGUGGGCUGUACUCUUAAUCGCAUAAAUUCCCAACAGAUCCAUCAAUACGAACUGAUUCUUGGCACCUCCUUCCGCCGAGCCACGCUCACAUGGGGAGUGGUGGCCCACCGGAUCCUUAUCAGGUGAUCUGGUCCCCAAUUAGUAAACUUGGUAUAAGAUAACGAUCUUCGGAAAAGGAGCACCGUUGCAGGCCCUUACUCCGAGCCGUUCUGUUGUCAGAUAACCUGCCGAUGUAUCUGUUGAGAUUGAUGCCUUUAAGAAUAAUAACUGUUUUUGAUUGUGUUUUUUUUAUCGCCGUAUAAUCUUUCAAGUAUCUUUCAGUCAUAAUCGCCGCACGUACUCGCAUCCUCUACAGAAUAUUCAACUGUCCCGUGACCCAAGGUGCUAACAACGUGAUAAGGGUUGCGUAUGAUCAAUAAGGAGUGCGGUACUGCGUGAACAAUAUUGAGUAUAAUCAUUCAUUAACGUUAAGGUUUUCUUAGCAUAGUAUUUGCAUAUUUUAACGACUCUCUCUCUCACUAACAACCAUCGCGUUAUGCGGGAUCCAUGUGCCGUUGUCAAAGUGAAAUCAGACAAUCGUUGAUGAUACUGUAUUGAUGCCGUGUUGACGUUCCGGGAUUGAGAGUUCGCAUACGAUAUCAUAGUUAAGGUUGAAUUAGUAAUAAAUUGAUCAAUACAGAAGUGGUUGUGUGAUUCUUUCCUGAAAUCUAUGCAUAAGAUCUGCUUCUGCGUUGAGAUCUGAACUUGGUGACCUUAAUAAACACACUAACACAUACUCAGUAAAUGUUAAAGCGAUAACGGGGUGAAUCGGGGACCUAAAAUAUAACCACAAAUACACACUCUGGGAAUGUUAAAGCGAGAAUGAGACGAACCUAGACAACGAUGCCGAGUUAAUCUAAGUCAAUCUUGCAUACUUACACCACACCUGCAUAACUGCAUACGAUUAAUUGCCUUAUUCCGAUCGAUAACCCACCCUCAUCACCGAGGCGGGGUCUGGUUAUCAUAACGACUUGCAUUAUCAUAAUUAUACCCACUCGCAUAAUUAAUACGAUUACCUCUCGAAUUGGCAUAAUUAAAAUGUGCAUAAUUACAUAAAUUAACAUUUCCGGAUAAUUACACAUUUGGCCAAAUUUCAUUUAAUUAUUAUUAUUUUCACUGAAUAUUCAUAACCCACAUAUACAACAUAAUAAUUUCACCCACGCACGCAUACAACAUAACAAAUUUUGAUAACCAACAUAUACAACAGUACAGAUUUGUAUUUGGUUACAAGGCUGAGCACAUCUAGUAGAUACAUUCUGCACAACAACACUCAUUAGAAUUUUGCAUGACGUCGUAUAUGUUGGCGAACUAGGACAAGAAAUGGUCCUUGCCAAUUAACGUCUGGAUUUUGACAACCAUGGGUUGAAGCAAGCCUGACCGCCUGCGGUGCCCCUCACAACCAUUUACUGCCUUGGGCCAGGAAAGUCACGAAGAAAAUUGCACACGAAAGACGCAUCCACGCAAGCACCCAAUGCUCCGUUUUGAAGUUUUAAAUUGAAACAACUUUGAAUUGUAUUAUGUUUUAAAUUGUGUUUCUUCAAUAAAAGCUUAUAUCAUUUUACAUCUGAAAGAC